AUGUUAAAAUAUAUUUAAGAUCAAGAUUUUGGAACCUUUGAAACAUUACCAGUGCAAAGAUAGAAAAAAGUGUUUUGUAUGAAUAUGCCAAUGUAAUAGCUAAUUAAGAGUCGAUCAGUUUCUUAAAUUUUACAUGAUGAACUCAUUACGUUAUAAAAAUCAUCAGCAAGAAAAAAAUAAAAAGAAGAAUCAUAUUAAGAAAGAAUUUCAUCACCAAUAAAACCUAUAGAGAUGUCAUAAUCUAAUUAAUCACUUCCUAAAAUAAAUUUAUAAAAAACUUAAACAGAAUAAUUGAAUAAAACAAAAAAGAGGAUUAAAGUAUUUCAUAACAUUUCAAAAAGACAACAUGAUUUAGAUUAAUGGAAUUAAGCAUUUUAUUAAAAUAGAUCUAUUAAUGGAUAAUCUCCAAGAAUAUAAGAGAUUAAAAGAGCACUUUAAGAAUAGUUGAAUGAUGGAAAAUCUUUAAAUCUCAAUUCAAGUAAUUUAUUGAAAUUGAGUAGAACAGAAAGUCCAAAAAGAAGACCUAAUGUAAUUAUUAAUCUAAAUUUAAUAGCUUUAAACAGAAAAAACAUUGAGAAAUCUUUUAUGUGAAUAUGUUUUAGAUGAUAAAAUAGCUUUUAAUGAUUUGAUACUAGAUAAUAAUCGCUAAGUAUAAGAUCCUAAAUAUAUGAUUGAAUAAGUAAUUAUGAACUAUGAAAUUCUUAAACAAAUAUUUCGUAUAGAAAAAACAAUUACAAAAAUUAUUUUAAAGACUCAAGGUUUAAGCAAGUAAAUUUUAUUAUUAUAAAUUAAGAAAAAUCAUUCAUACAUUCUUUAAAGAAAUUAAACCUAAUUGUCCAAAUGACAUAUCCUAAUUUGAAUAUCAUUUUAAAUUAAGAAGAAAUAUCUCUAAAUCAUUAAUUAUCUCUAAAUUUAUUCUAGGAGUUGAUCCUGAAUUGGAUCCUACUAUAGAAAAAUUAUUAAAUAGAGAAGCAUUAUCACCUGACAUGCAAUCCAUAUUAUUAUCACCUGAAGAACUUUUAUAAAAAGCAUUAGAAACAUUAAAAUUUGAUUAUGACUACUUAAACAAAUUGAAUUAUUUCAAUAUCAACUUAUAAGACUAAAUUAAAUAGAAGUAAGUAAAGGCUAUCUAAAAUAAAUUGCUAUUAAAUGGAAGUAUCAUUGAUUAAAGUAAUCUAUCGUUGGAUUUCGAAUAACCAUCUAGUUUGCUAGCUAAGAUUAAUGAUUGUGAAAGAAGGUUAGGCAAAUUUCAAAAAAUUAGCAAUUAAUCUAGAUUUAAAUGUUUGGAAGCUGAAGCAUAUUUAUAUUAUAGGUGA
Molecule: messenger RNA, 1316 nt
Organism: Paramecium primaurelia
Lineage: Eukaryota; Ciliophora; Oligohymenophorea; Peniculida; Parameciidae
Source: the annotation of a GenBank genome assembly